AGAAAAUGGCUAAUAAAAUUUUAUAGAGCAAAUAAUUAAAAAUGGUACUUUUAUCGAUACCACCGAUCGUUCUUCCAACAUAAUUUUUAUAAUGGCAUCAAGAACUUGCGCAAAGUUUUUUCUUUCAGUGAUAUGCAAUAAAGUGUAUUGCGCGAGUGGGAAGGACAACGGUUUUGGGAAUAGCUACGUUUGGGCGGGUUCUCUGGAAUCGGGGAUACAAAUAGGAACGCACCACAAGAAGCCAGUCAUGGUAAUAAUACACAAGUCCUGGUGCAAAGCGUGCAAAAACCUGAAACCAAAGUUCGCAUCCUCGACUGAAAUACAAACAUUGAGCAAACAUUUUGUUAUGGUUAAUUUAAUUGAUGACGAAGAACCCGAAGGCAAUACUUAUUCUCCUGACGGAAGUUAUAUACCUAGAAUACUAUUCGUCUCGCCUAAAGGUCAAGUAGACCAUGAUAUAAUUAACGAGGACGGCAGCAGUCAGCACAAAUUCUUCUACAGUAGGCCGGAGCAGAUCGCCAAGUCAAUGAAGAAAGUAAUACAGAAGUAUAAAUUAGAAGAGUUUAAUGCGUGAUUGAUUAUAUUUAGUAUCAAUAAAGCGGUGGU
This is a messenger RNA of Papilio machaon (common yellow swallowtail), 606 nucleotides long. RefSeq names its product thioredoxin domain-containing protein 12. The transcript is spliced from 2 exons. Lineage: Eukaryota; Metazoa; Arthropoda; Insecta; Lepidoptera; Papilionidae. The record is from RefSeq and is a predicted model, not a curated record. Bases 92 to 574 code for a protein of 160 amino acids. Gene Ontology annotation, cellular component: endoplasmic reticulum.